Molecule: messenger RNA, 1185 nt
Organism: Penicillium macrosclerotiorum
Lineage: Eukaryota; Fungi; Ascomycota; Eurotiomycetes; Eurotiales; Aspergillaceae
Product: intradiol ring-cleavage dioxygenase
Exons: 3
Coding region: 1-1185 (394 amino acids)
Molecular function (GO): oxidoreductase activity, acting on single donors with incorporation of molecular oxygen, incorporation of two atoms of oxygen; ferric iron binding
Source: RefSeq, a predicted model, not a curated record
AUGGUUCAGUUUUCGAAGGUUCUGGCCGUCGUCGCGGCUUGCCUGGUGGCUCCAGUUAUGUCUCACCCAGGCGAGAAGCAUGAUCCGCAUGUGGUGAAGCGCGAAGUCAUUGAGCGCGAUGCGAUGGCGGCAGCCGCAAAGCGGGCUCUGGGCGGAUGUGAGAAUUCAUUGCAUGCGCGGGAGUUGAACAAGCGCAGCAUCGCCCGGCGUGCUCGUACAGUCAAACAGCUUCGUGAAAAGCGUGGUGUUACUGCCAGUCCUCAAAAGUGGCGCCGCAACCUGGCUGCUCUCGAGAAGUGGGAAGCCAUUGACCAUAACAAGACCGAUAUUCUCAAUUAUAGCCCGGCCACGCCCGAAUCAGUUAUCUUCUCCGCAAACACCAGCUGUAUUCUUACUCCCACCGUCACUGAUGGGCCCUACUAUGUAUGGGGUGAGGUGGUGCGCCAGAAUGUGAAGGAAGAGAAGUAUUCCGAUGGUGUGGAUGUCUUCUUGGAGGUGCAAUAUAUCGAUAUCAAUACUUGCCGCCCUGUCCCAGGCGCCUUGGUGGAUAUCUGGCAGGCCAACGCCACUGGUGUGUACAGUGGCAUUUCGACCUCCGGCAAUUAUGCCGCGGACGGUUGGGACUCGACUUACCUCCGUGGAAUCCAGCAGACGGAUCGUGACGGCGUGGUUGAAUUCGAAAGUAUUUUCCCUGGUCACUACGACGGACGUGCCACUCACACGCACUUGUUGACCCAUCUGAACGCCACUCUUCUUCCCAACAAGACACUUGAGGUGGGCACCGGCAGCGUGGCCCAUAUCGGCCAGCUGUUCUGGAACGAAGUGCUCCGCUCGGCCGUCGAAGACACGUACCCAUACACCCUCAACACCCAGAGUGUCACCACGAAUGCCGACGAUAUGUGGAGCGUUAAGCAGGCCGACAGCGCCUACGAUCCUUUCCCCGAGUACAUUUAUCUGGGCGAUGACCUCGACGACGGCCUUUUUGCUUGGAUUCAGAUCGGCAUCAACGCGACCGCAGAUUACACCGACAACUCCUAUUAUAGCAUUGCUGCCUACUAUGAUGCAGAUGGUGGUCAUGAAAACAGCGACAGCUCUGCUAUGGGCAGUGGCUCUGGUGGUGCCACUGGUACCAAUGGCACCAUGCCUUCUGGAAGCGCUAGUCCCAGUGCUUCUGCCUCUGCGUGA